Molecule: messenger RNA, 1121 nt
Organism: Saccostrea cuccullata (small rock oyster)
Lineage: Eukaryota; Metazoa; Mollusca; Bivalvia; Ostreida; Ostreidae
Exons: 5
Coding region: 223-1107 (294 amino acids)
Source: RefSeq, a predicted model, not a curated record
CACCGACACAUACAUUCUCUUUAGAGAAGUGGACAGGCUAUCGCCUACAUCUACAAUUAUACAGUUUCCAGAAUAAUAACAUGAAGGCCUGCGAAGAGAAGUGGAUGUAGGCGAAAGCCUGACCACUUCUCUACAGAGAAUACGACACAUACAGUAUAUAUCUAUGUUUAGCACUAGGGCAGGCUUAUCGCUAUCGGUGCUCUUGUCCCUAAACCUCUUUACAUGGGUUCCUGUGCAGCUUUAUUCCUGUGUUUCGUUAUUGGGACUUUCACUCAGUGUUUUCAACACGUCUGCAGUGAAAGUCCCAGUCCACUGACCACCUAUGAUGGACUGAUGACCACGCUGACGUCAGGACACAAGGUCCACUACUUCUUCAAUACAACUCUCUGUCAGGCCACGGGGAGCGAAAUCCCACAGCAGAAAACGCCUAUCUUUGGAGGAAAAAUCCAAUUUUUCGAAGCCUUUCCUCCCAGAAAGUAUGACAAUGGUAAAAUCAUAUUCACACAAAUGCUCUACGUCCAAGAAGGCUGGGACGGGUACUAUGAAAUCUUCAAUACUGACAUGAAAGAUAUAUCGAUUUAUCCUGAUAAACCAGUCCAAAUUCUGCUGGACAGACCAACUGUCAAUCUCAAUGACACCAGAGGGAUGCACGGUGCCUCUUGUAAAUGGGAUGAAGGAAAACCUAGUGACACUAUCAGUUUUUCCGUUUCAAAACGUGCUGCCCCUGAAUUGGUGACUUCAUUUAAGAGUCUUAAAAAGAAACUGAUAACAGGAGAGGAAAUCCGAAUGGUCACAAACACGUCGGGAUGCAACUGCACGUAUAAUGACUGCAGGAAUCUGACUUUUGGUGGCGAUAUUAAAGAUUUUCAGGUACAAGAUGACGGUACAUUGACGUUUUCCCUUUAUAAACCCAUGUUUCUGGGAGUUCCUUUCGACCACCCCAUGUUUUACCGGGACAUCACUUUCGGGUACCUAUUCCCUAACAGUACCACUAAGUUCGUCUACACUUACCUGGACCCGAUGAACUGGAUGAUUCUGAACGAAAUCAACAUCACGUGUCCAUUCGGAACAUCUAAAGGGAUGGCCAAUUUUUAUACAUUUGAUUAAUUAAAUAUUAAUAU